Molecule: messenger RNA, 213 nt
Organism: Symbiodinium necroappetens
Lineage: Eukaryota; Dinophyceae; Suessiales; Symbiodiniaceae
Source: the annotation of a GenBank genome assembly
AUGUCAUGGAAUCAGCGACAGAGGAUUCGUGUUGCACAGGAGAAGAAGAUCGCCAUCAUCAAGGCCCUGAGAGCCAUCACUGGCCUCGGUUUGAAGGACGCCAAGGGCUUGGCUGACAACCCGGGCAAGUUCAUCGAGGGAAAGCCGAAGGAGUUCUGCGAAGAUGCCGUGAAGCAGCUCGAGGAAGCUGGUGCCAAAGCAACAAUUGAGUGA